Bactrocera tryoni is the source of this 1751-nucleotide messenger RNA. RefSeq names its product insulin-like growth factor-binding protein complex acid labile subunit. The coding region runs from base 63 to 1712 and encodes 549 amino acids. Lineage: Eukaryota; Metazoa; Arthropoda; Insecta; Diptera; Tephritidae. The record is from RefSeq and is a predicted model, not a curated record. Gene Ontology annotation, cellular component: extracellular matrix. Gene Ontology annotation, molecular function: protein binding. The transcript is spliced from 3 exons.
AUGCGAGAUGCCGUCAGUAAACAACUGUGGCUGAAGGAAGACGCUUCGACCGGCUCUGAACCAUGAAUCACCGAGAACUUGCAUUUGUUCUGAUUUUAUUCAUAACAUUUGGCCAACGCUUGCAGUUGUCCGCUGCACAGAAAUGCAAACCACUAAGUGGCUCAAACAAUUUCGGGAUCUACAGAUGCCAAGGUGUGCAGACGCUGAGCGAGAUAGAGCAAGAGUUAAUGGCUACUUGGCGUGGCAUAGUUGUGAGCAAUCGCAAGGAAGAUUACCUCGACUUUACACCAGCGCAAUCGGGCGAGCAGCAGACACAAACAAAGUGGGCGCAGAUUACUGAUUUGGACUUAUCGCAGGCUGGUGCUUUAAACCUCGAGGACGGUAGCUUCAGCUCGUUCACGGCUUUAGAGCGUUUAAACCUCACCAACGCACAAUUGGACGGAUUGAAGCCACGGUAUUUCCCUGUUGCCUCAAAACUGGAGUUGCUGGAUGCGAGCGGGAAUGAUUUGCAGAGCUUAAGAGCAGUGAAUUUUCAGCAUUUAACACAAUUGAGGGUGGCGAAUUUUUCCCAUAAUAAUAUAAAGUUGGUGGCAGCAGACGCUUUAGCGGUAUUGGUGCAUUUGGAGCAACUUAAUUUGGAGAACAAUGCGCUGACGAACGCCUCCGUCGGUACCUGUAAUAAUCUGCGAAAGCUAAAACUCGGGCAUAAUGACAUAAAAAAGAUAUCUGGGUAUGAAUUUGUUGGCUUGCCGCAACUGCGACAUCUCAGCCUGAGCUUCAACUCUAUACACAGCAUCACCGAUGGCGCGUUUCAGGCGCUGACCGCCCUUACCGUACUCAACCUUUCCGGCAAUUCAUUGCGUAAGCUUUCCGCAGAAACAUUUCAGGGCAUGGAGCGUAUACCACUACAAUAUCUGGACCUCAGUUCAAAUGAUUUGAGCAGUUUGCCGUCUGAGCUCUUUACACCUCUACGCCAAUUACAAAUUCUGAACCUCAGUGCCAAUCAGUUGGAGUCUCCACCGUCCGGUCUUUUCGUAGGACUGACGCAGCUACGUAAGCUGUAUAUUUACGACAACGAUAUCGGCAUAUUUCAAGCCAACACUUUUGCAAAUCUCACUGCUCUCGACACACUGGACCUAUCUACUAACCAUGUACAAGAACUUCAAGGCAACAUUUUUGGUACAACAGCCUUACCGCGCUUCCGAAAGCUUAUGAUAAAAGCCAACAACUUGAAGCACCUACAUCCACUAGCGUUUGAUGUCUUGCCCUCCAUGGAAUACCUUUCAUUGGGCUACAAUGAACUGAACACUCUAGACAGGCGUAUGUUCGAACCGAUGCGAAGCUUGCGGAAACUCCAUUUGGGUAAUAAUUUGUUUGAAGAAAUAACUUUGGACGUGCUGCAUGCACUUAGCGAGCUAUCAGAACUAUUGUUGGAUAAUAACAAGCUGUCAUUUCUGCCGAAUAUGGCAGACGUAGCAUUUCCCAAUAUGCGGAAGUUCUCAUUGGAAGGCAAUCCAUGGCAAUGUAGCUGCCUUGACGAGGUCCUGGACUGGUUGAAUUCGAAGCAAGUGGACUAUUUCAGAGCUCAGAGCCCCUAUUAUCAGGGCCAGAGAUCUCUGUGUGUCGUGACGAGUAAAGACGUAUGCGUUCGGAAUUUGGCUCAGGUGAAAGAGGAAGGUUUCGCUGAAUUACAGGAAAAUUUUAUUGAAUAAUAUUUAUUAUUGAAUAAAUACUUAGGUUACUAUAUAAGA